Nycticebus coucang (slow loris) is the source of this 2891-nucleotide messenger RNA. It is a transcript of the gene SUPT20H, whose product is annotated as SPT20 homolog, SAGA complex component. Gene Ontology annotation, cellular component: SAGA complex. Lineage: Eukaryota; Metazoa; Chordata; Mammalia; Primates; Lorisidae. The record is from RefSeq and is a predicted model, not a curated record. The coding region runs from base 380 to 2722 and encodes 780 amino acids. Gene Ontology annotation, biological process: regulation of transcription by RNA polymerase II. Gene Ontology annotation, molecular function: transcription coregulator activity. The transcript has 26 exons.
AGAGGUAACUGGGCCGCGUCCCUCAGCUCACAGGGGGAAGUCGGUGUCCCGAGACGUGUCGGCCGCGGGCGGACACCGAGCCAGCCACCCUCCGGGCGGACUCUUCCAUUGCCUUUCGCGGGGCUCCUAAGCUACGCUUUAAAUUUGAGUUCGAUUUUUGGGUUCCAGCUAGAGGUGUUGACGGAAACUCGCGGGGAUUUUGCGUAACGCUUCUCGGAGGCGGUUUUUUAGCGUCCAUAUUGAAUAAAGGCUGGUAGCUCCACUGUGGAGUUGGCGUGUUACAGUAUUAUAAGAUCGAUAUUAAAGACAUGGUUUUCACUUCACUUCAUCAGCAUACAUAAGUUUUUGCUUCUUUUUGGACUCCCUAUUUUAUGCCAUAAUGCAACAAGCUUUAGAACUAGCUUUGGAUCGUGCAGAGUAUGUCAUUGAAAGUGCCCGACAGAGACCUCCUAAAAGGAAAUACCUGUCAAGUGGAAGAAAAUCUGUAUUUCAAAAACUUUAUGACUUAUAUAUUGAAGAAUGUGAAAAAGAGCCUGAGGUUAAGCAGAAAUUAAGAAGAAAUGUGAACUUGUUAGAGAAGCUUGUUAUGCAAGAGAAUUUGUCAUGUUUAGUGGUCAAUCUGUACCCAGGAAAUGAGGGAUAUUCUCUGAUGCUCAGGGGAAAAAAUGGAUCAGAUUCUGAGACCAUUCGAUUGCCUUAUGAAGAAGGGGAAUUGCUUGAAUACUUGGAUGCAGAAGAAUUACCUCCUAUUUUGGUUGAUCUCCUAGAAAAAUCUCAGGUUAAUAUUUUUCAUUGCGGAUGUGUCAUAGCAGAAAUACGUGAUUAUAGGCAAUCCAGUAAUAUGAAAUCUCCUGGUUACCAAAGUAGGCACAUUCUCUUACGUCCGACAAUGCAGACUUUAAUCUGUGAUGUACAUUCAAUAACAAGUGAUAACCAUAAAUGGACCCAGGAAGACAAACUUGUGCUGGAAAGCCAGCUGAUCCUAGCUACAGCUGAACCACUGUGUCUUGAUCCUUCCAUAGCAGUAACUUGCACUGCAAACAGACUGCUCUAUAAUAAGCAAAAGAUGAACACUCGCCCAAUGAAAAGGUGUUUCAAGAGAUAUUCCAGGUCGUCUCUGAAUCGGCAGCAGGAUCUGUCUCAGUGUCCUCCACCUCCUCAGCUGAGAUUACUUGAUUUCUUACAAAAAAGAAAGGAAAGAAAAGCGGGUCAGCAUUAUGACCUCAAAAUUUCUAAAGCAGGAAAUUGUGUAGAUAUGUGGAAACGGAGUCCCUGUAAUUUGGCCAUGCCUUCUGAAGUGGAUGUGGAGAAAUAUGCUAAAGUAGAAAAGUCUAUCAAAUCUGAUGACUCACAACCAACAGUGUGGCCAGCCCAUGAUAUAAAGGAUGAUUAUGUAUUUGAAAGUGAAGCUGGUAAUCAAUAUCAAAAAACAAAGCUGACCAUCUUGCAGUCACUUGGUGAUCCACUUUACUAUGGUAAAAUACAGCCAUGGAAGGCAGAUGAAGAAAGUGAUAGCCAGAUGUCUCCAUCACAUUCCUCCACAGAUGAUCAUUCAAAUUGGUUUAUUAUUGGAUCAAAGACUGAUGCUGAGAGGGUCGUUAAUCAGUACCAGGAAUUGGUCCAGAACGAAGCCAAAUGUCCAGUCAAGAUGUCACACAGCUCCAGUGGCUCAGCCACUCUGAGUCAACUUUCUCCAGGGAAAGAAACAGAACAGCCUGAGACUGUGUCAGUUCAGUCUUCAGUAUUGGGGAAAGGAGUAAAGCAUCGUCCCCCACCCAUCAAACUUCCCUCAAGCUCAGGAAAUAGUUCCUCAGGUAACUAUUUUACACCACAACAGGCAAGCAGCUUUCUUAAAUCUCCAACUCCUCCUCCUUCUUCCAAGCCACCAAGUCUUUCUAGGAAGUCAUCUGUGGAUCUCAGUCAAGGUAGCAUGCUUUCUCCAGCUGCCCUGUCACCUGCCAGCUCAUCACAAAGAACUACGGCCACCCAGGUCAUGGCAAAUUCUACUGGACUUAACUUCAUCAAUGUAGUGGGCUCUGUUUGUGGGACCCAGGCUUUGAUGAGUGGUUCAAACCCCAUGCUGGGCUGUAACACUGGUGCCAUAACUCCUGCAGGAAUAAACCUGAGUGGACUUCUGCCCUCAGGAGGUCUCCUACCAAAUGCAUUGCCCAGCACGAUGCAGGCAGCUUCACAAGCAGGUGUUCCAUUUGGCUUAAAAAAUACUUCAAGUCUCAGGCCCUUAAAUCUCCUCCAGCUUCCAGGUGGUUCACUCAUUUUUAACACCCUGCAGCAGCAGCAACAGCAGCUGUCUCAGUUCACACCACAACAACCUCAGCAGCCCACAACUUCUAGUCCUCAACCACCCGGGGAGCAGGGUUCUGAACAAGGUACAGCCAGUCAAGAACAGGCCUUAUCUGCUCAGCAAGCUGCUGUUAUUAACCUUACUGGAGUAGGAAGUUUUAUGCAGUCACAGGCAGCUGUGUUGUCUCAGCUUGGCUCUGCCGAGAACAGACCUGAGCAAAGCCUUCCUCAGCAGAGAUUCCAGCUCUCCUCUGCCUUUCAACAGCAGCAGCAACAGAUACAACAGUUGCGAUUCUUACAGCACCAAAUGGCUAUGGCGGCAGCAGCAGCACAAACAGCGCAGCUACAACGUCAUCGGCAUACAGGCAGCCAGUCAAAAAGUAAAAUGAAGAGAGGCACGUCAACCACUCCAAAAUUCUGAGUCUUGCAUUAUUAUUUUUUAAACAUAAGAGCAUUGAAUCAAAAGAUUGAGUUUCUACUUCAUUUUUGUUUUUUAAUGUGUCAGUAUUUUACAUUGCUAGAUGUACAAACUUUAUACAGAAGCACAACCCUAUGAUUUUUAAAUAAAAACAGGGAAAUGGUUUAACAAA